GUGAAUCAUCAUAAACUAAAGAAGAAGUGAGCAGGACUCUAGAAGUUCUGUGUGUAUGUAGUACAUUGCUGCAUUAUGCUGUAUAUUUCUAUGAGAUUUUUAGUUUUGUUUUAGUUUAUUUUCAGAGACGUUAUUUGAAUAUGUAUAAAUGCUUUAUUUUGUGGCUGCAAGAAGAAUCUUUGAAGGAUGACUUCGCCUCUUUUAGUCCAUCAGCGUGUUUUGGCCGCCUGUAAGCUGCGCUGGGGUUCACUGAACACGGGGACGAGCCUCACACUUCCCCCGCACUGGCGAUUAACGGGAUGGCCGUGUGUUUUAGCUGCUGGUAAGAAAUACCAAAUUGACCUGCCAGAAGUACACGAGGAAGACCUCGAUGAACAGUUUGUUCGGGGGUCUGGUCCCGGAGGACAAGCCACCAACAAAACCAGCAACUGUGUGGUGCUCAGGCACAUUCCCACAGGGAUCGUAGUAAAGUGUCACCAGACCAGAUCGGUGGAUUUGAACAGAAAACGAGCACGGGAGAUUUUACGUGAGAAACUGGAAAUUGCAUAUAAGGGUGAGGAAAGUGAAUUGGUGAAAAUGAAAAAGGAAUCCAUACAAAGGAAACAGGACAAACGGAAAAAAGUAAAUGAAAACAUAGAAAAAAAGAGACAAUUCAAGGAGAUGCUGUCUGCAGACCAAGAAGAUGACAAAUGCUGAGGUGCAGAAGAUUUCCACCUUUUUUUCUUUUAGUAUUUAGUGGACAGGAUUGCUUUAACAGUGUAAUCUGUAAAUGAAGACACUGGGGACUUUAGUAUGAUUCGGAGAACUGGAUACAGUGCCUGGCUGUGUUAUGUCAAUGAAACUAUGUGUGUAAUGAAAACUUGCCUGUUGAAACGACAACUAAGGUUUCUGUAAAGUAAAAGGCCAUAAUGUCUGGUUAAUAAACAAAGAUGCAGACAGCACAGAAAGGCUGAUGGAUGACUUAUAUAUCUGCAUCUACAGUGAAUAAGCAGUGAGUUACAUGAUUGAAUGGGAAAUGAAUAUGCACACUAGUCCAGCUGUAGAACGGCAGUCCCUCUCUGGUCACAUUCAUUUAACUCACGUAACAUUAUAUUCUCCAUUCAUUCAUAUUCACAUGUUAUAUUAGGGCUAUCAAACGAUUAAUUGCAUACAAAAUAAAAGUUUGAGUUUGCCUAAUAUAUGUGUGUGUACUAUGUGUAAUUAUUAUGUAUAUAUAAAAACAAACACAUUCAUAUGUAUAUUUAAGAAAUAUUUACAAGUAUAUGUAUUUAUUUGAAUUUUUAUAUAAUUUGUAUUAUAUAUAUAUAUAUAUAUAUAUAAAUAUUUUGUACAUAAAAAAACAUUUUUCUUUAAUUUGUGUGUAUUUAUAUAUACAUAAUAAUUACACACAGUACGCACACAAAUACUAGGCAAACUCAAACUUUUAUUUUGUAUGCGAUUAAUUGUGAUUAAUCGUUUGACAGCCAUAUGUUAUAUUCAUAAUACUAUUUGUUUUAAAAGGUAUUAUCUGAGAAAAUGAGUAAUUAACUGACAUUUUGUUUUGCUAAUUUUGAUGUCAGCAGACUCAAUACAAGACUUAUACAAGCAUAUUGUCACAGAUGUUUAAUUUGGAACAAUAAAAACAUUGAUGACAAAAAAUAAAUUUU
Molecule: messenger RNA, 1646 nt
Organism: Labeo rohita (rohu)
Lineage: Eukaryota; Metazoa; Chordata; Actinopteri; Cypriniformes; Cyprinidae
Gene: mtrfr
Product: mitochondrial translation release factor in rescue
Exons: 2
Coding region: 187-696 (169 amino acids)
Biological process (GO): translational termination
Cellular component (GO): mitochondrion
Molecular function (GO): translation release factor activity
Source: RefSeq, a predicted model, not a curated record